Messenger RNA from Colletotrichum spaethianum, 927 nucleotides. RefSeq names its product meiotically up-regulated gene 14 protein. The coding region runs from base 1 to 927 and encodes 308 amino acids. The record is from RefSeq and is a predicted model, not a curated record. Lineage: Eukaryota; Fungi; Ascomycota; Sordariomycetes; Glomerellales; Glomerellaceae. Gene Ontology annotation, cellular component: cytoskeleton. The transcript has a single exon. Gene Ontology annotation, molecular function: actin filament binding.
AUGGCUCCGUCCGCCGUGAUUAACGACACCGAGUCUGCGCCGGCAGAGGCCCGCGGCGCCUCCAUCGUGCCCAAGGAAGUACCUCACGUCAAGCACGGCCACGAGCUCGCCAACAAGACACCCCUGCAGGCCAUGUCCCACGGCGACGUCGUGCUCGCCGGCAUCCCCGAGUUCCCCGACUUCGCCUCAAAGCGCCAGUGGCAACUCGAGCACAUGGCCGCGGCCUUCCGCCACUGGGCCCGCGAGGACUACAUCGAGGGCAUGAGCGGCCACAUCUCCGUCAGGGACCCCGAGUACCACGAUGCAUUUUGGACGAACCCUCUCGGCCGGCACUUUGGGCUGCUCAAGGCUAGCGACAUGAUCCUCGUCAACCUCGACGGCGCGGUCAUUGGCGGCAACCGCUCGAAACCGCCCAACACGGCUGGUUUCCUGAUCCACGCCGCCGUUCACAAGGCCCGUCCCGACGUUCACGCCGUCUGCCACAGCCACAGCAUCCACGGCAAGGCCUGGUCCGUAUUUGGCCGCCGGCUGGAGAUGCUCACCCAGGACGCCUGCAAGUUCCGCGGAGACGCCCACAGUGUGUACAACAGCUACGGCGGAGUCGUCCUAGGACCUGAGGAGGGCGAGGCCAUCGCCAAGGCACUCGGUCCCAGGGGCAAGGGCUGCAUCUUGCGGAAUCACGGCCUGUUGACCGUCGGACAGACCGUCGACGAGGCUGCGUUUCUCUACACCUCCAUGGAGCGCAGCUGUCGCGUGCAGCUCCUGGCCGAGGCCGCGGCCGCCAACGGGCUGGAAAAGAUCUUGGUCACGGACGAGGAGGCCCAAUUCAACUUUGACGUCGAGAGUGACCCGGAGAUCUGCUACUGCGAGUUCCAGGUCUACUACGACUUGGAGGAUGAGUUGACGAAUGGUGCUUUCAAGAACUAG